AGAGACUAGAGAGAGAAGCAAAGAAAGGCAGGGUUUUAGAAAAACACAGAGUUUGCUUUCCUUCUUCUUCACUCUCUCUCUCUCUCUCUCUCUGUGUAUUGUUCUGUAUAUCCAUAUUGAAUGGAGUUGUAGGAGUACAAGAAAAAAAAAAAGUGUGAAAAAAAAAAAUGAAUACAGUAAUUAGCCGAGCAUUUGCCAAAAUCGCCUCUCCAUCUCCAACCCUUUCCACACAAAAAUGGCAGCAUUACGCCUCUCUCUUCCUUCAAUCUUACACUUACGCCACCACCGCUUCCACCUCUAAAACCCCUAGGCAAUAUCAACGCCGCGGAGCAGCAGCAGAGAGUUCGAGUUCAAAAUCAAAAUCAAAAUCGACGGCGGAGGUUGAGGCCGAGGCCGAGCCUGCAGCGGCGACGAGUUCGGAAUGGGCAAGGCCGAGCGAGAUUCCAUUCCAGGCGAAGCUAGCGAAUUCGGUGAACGUGAUUGGUUAUGUCCACGUUCCGGUUCAGUUCGAAUCGUCUUCUGAUGGCAAGUGCUGGGCUGGCACUGUGCUUACUCAAACUCACCAAAUUUCCUCUCCUCCUCCUUCUCCUGACUCUCCUCCUCUUUGGAUUCCGAUAAUUUUUGAGGGCGAUUUGGCUCAUAUUGCUGCUUGCCAUUUAAAAGAAAAAAAUUUUGUUCAUGUAACUGGACGACUGAGUGCAGAUCCCCCUCAUUUGAAUGCAAAUCAGGGUCAAGCCAAUAUACAGGUUAUGGUGCAUAGCCUCAACUUUGUCCAACCGUCUUUUCAAAUGAAGAACAGCUCGACAUCUCCUGAACAAAAAUGGUCCUUAAAACGUUUAGCAAGUGUGAAAAAUGAGGAUGAUAUUAGCCAAUCAUGGAAGUUAGUUUCCCAGUCCAAUCUGCGUGACAUCAGGUUGAAAGAGGAUAAUCCAAAAGUUGCAGCAUAUGAACAGAAGGAAGAUGACCUAGUACUCGGUAUUGAUGAUUCAACUCCCAUAUUGGUCAAAAAGAAGCUUGACUCGAUAGAACUCGCUGAUGUGAAGAGAAGCGAGGACUCUAAAAUUAAUUCUUGGAGAGAGCUUCUUGAUGAUCCGAAACAAUGGUGGGAUAACCGUGAUAAUAAGCGCAGUGGAUCGGUGAAUCCAAAGAGUCCUGAUUUCAAACAUAAGGUUGGUGGUCAUGCACUCUGGCUUACUGAUGCACCAAGUUGGGUUUUGUCAGAACUUGGAGUGGAAGUUGAUGUGAAAACUCAAAAAUCAAAACAAGUGAAGCAGCAUAGAGGUGAGGAAUCAUGGAAGGACUUGGUGCAAAAUCCAACUAAAUGGUGGGACAAUAGAUUGAACAAGAGGAAUCAAAGAGCUCCUGACUUUAAGCACAAGGAUACUGGUGAGGGUUUGUGGCUCAAUGGUUCUCCUGAUUGGGUGCUUCCAAAGUUGCCGCCUCUCAAAGGAAACAAGGUAUGACAAUUGGCUAGAGGGAUACAGUGCUGUCUAGAGUCCUGGCCAGAAUGGGAGUUAUGAGGUGAUCAGGUCUUAUACUAAUUUCUCAGAUGAAUAUCUGACUUUUUGUGCUGGCUGUCUUGAUUGGUUGAAGUUUACCAAGACAAAUACAUCAAGAAGUCGAAGAAAAUACUUGCUUUUGUCUUUUCAUUCAACUCAUGAUCGUUGCUUUGAGGUGUACAUCUCCAUUCCAGUUGAUCAUCUUAGUUGCAUUCUUUGAAGUUUGAAACCAGAGUUAGUGUGACAAGAAAGCAUGUUUACCUUGUCGAACUAUGACAGUGACAGUUUACUAUUUUGCCUGUUUAGGAAUAUUCUCAGUUCAACAA
Quercus robur (English oak) is the source of this 1825-nucleotide messenger RNA. Its product is annotated as protein OSB2, chloroplastic-like. NCBI's taxonomy places the organism in Eukaryota, Viridiplantae, Streptophyta, Magnoliopsida, Fagales, Fagaceae. Gene Ontology annotation, cellular component: mitochondrial nucleoid. The coding region runs from base 168 to 1463 and encodes 431 amino acids. Gene Ontology annotation, biological process: positive regulation of helicase activity; mitochondrial DNA replication. The record is from RefSeq and is a predicted model, not a curated record. Gene Ontology annotation, molecular function: single-stranded DNA binding. The transcript has 9 exons.